Messenger RNA from Acromyrmex echinatior (Panamanian leafcutter ant), 6172 nucleotides. Its product is annotated as sodium channel protein 60E. Gene Ontology annotation, molecular function: voltage-gated sodium channel activity. Lineage: Eukaryota; Metazoa; Arthropoda; Insecta; Hymenoptera; Formicidae. Gene Ontology annotation, cellular component: plasma membrane; voltage-gated sodium channel complex. The record is from RefSeq and is a predicted model, not a curated record. Gene Ontology annotation, biological process: membrane depolarization during action potential; sodium ion transmembrane transport; neuronal action potential.
AGGUCCCAAUGACAUCUCGGCGGGGCGGGAGCGAGGGGUAUAAAAGUCCUCCCAGCCCUCCGAGCAGCGGUUCGGAGGACAAUGGCUUUACGAACCGACCCCGCGUGGCCGGGCUCUACGUGAAGAACUUGAGCAGAGAGGAAUUGGAUGAGUUGGCCAAAGAGGGAAUUUAUGGACCUACUGGGAAUCCGAACGACCGACCUAGAGACGGCGGUAGCCAGAGGAGUCUCAAUAUUCUAGGAAGUAGCCGCGACUUGGACAGUCAGGAUCAUUUCAGAGGAGCGACUUCCAGAACACCUCAGCCACCCAGAAGAUCUGGCAUCGCAGUCAAACAUCGAGAACCUGAUAGUAGAUUAUCGGAGACUUUAGUGCGGAAGGAUCAUCAUGGCUCGCUCCCGACGGAAAGGGGUUGGUCGAGACGCCCGGAGGAUCAUCCUGGGCAGACUUUACCGGAAAGGUCCGCUCGAGGAUCUUCCGAGUUUCCUAUCGGCUGGAGAGAGUCGUUACGACCCAGCGUUAGUGCAUCGCCUAGAGAAAGUUCCAUUGAUGUGCGGAUUACCGAUGAAGAUCUCAGGAUGGCGGUUGGGCAGCGCCAUUUCAGGGAAGCCCCGAAGCGUCCUGAAGUACCUUCGCGUCGCGUCAUCUCGUCGACGGGACUCAGUGAGGACCAAUCACCGCCGCCAUACGCGGGUCUAAGUCCACCUAAGUAUACCGAAUACGAGGAACCGAGCUCGCGAGCAUCGAAGAUUUGUCCCAAAACUGCAACGAGAGUCUACCAAGUCGAUGACAAGGAACAUACAAGUUCGCCAUAUGAACGUCCGAGUUCACCGUCGUUAAAAGAAGACAAGGAGUCUCUUUUUCCGCAAACGAAUGCCAAGUCGUCAGAUUCGCGCGCCGAUACCGACAAAGCGGAUGAAGUUACGAGUCCGUCAGGGACGGAGAAGUUAACCUCACCAGAAUCCAAAAAGAGCGAAUCUCCGCCAAUGAAGAGAAUUGGUUCCAGGACGCAGGACAGCAUGAGACUGCGGCCACCGUUGGCCGGAACCGCUGGCACUUCUGCUGAUUCCGGCACCGGCGAUUCCGGAAGCGCAGAGAUCCAAGCGGAUGUCGUGACACCGCAGACAGCGUCGAGUGACAUUCUCGAUACCAAGGAAUCUAAGAUCGAAAACAGGUCAUUCGGCGCGAGAACUCCCAGCAGCAAGGGCGGCAAGCAAACAGUCAAGCCGUUCACGAAAGAGAGCAGAUUGGAGAAUAAGACUGUACAAUUAGUGCGCGAAUAUGGUUUUCAACCGAAGAAAAAGAUGUCGGUGGAGGAUGGCGCGGUAUUGCCAAACAAGUUCGAACCAUUUCCGAACAAUCUCUACGGCAGGCCGUUGGAAGAGAUCGACAAUUUUAUCUACGAUGAGACGUUCUGCGUGGUAUCCAAGAGGUUUCGCAAAAAUUACAUUCAUAGGUUUACGGCGACCAACAGUUGGUUUAUAUUCUCCCCAUGGAAUCCUAUACGGCGGUGCUGUAUCUUCCUAAGUACGAAUCAGUACUUCGAUUACGUGGUCAUGGCUACUAUCCUUCUUAACUGCGUCUUCCUAGCCAUGACCGAAACCUUUGACGAUGCCGAAUUAAUCUUCCUAGCCAUAUAUACGGCGGAAAUGGUGAUAAAAUCAAUCGCGAAGGGAUUUAUACUGAACAAGUACACUUAUCUGCGGAAUCCCUGGAAUUGGUUGGACUUCGUUGUAAUUACCAGUGGAUACGCCACUAUUGGGAUGGCAGUCGGAAAUCUGGCCGGUCUCAGGACGUUCAGGGUGUUGAGAGCACUUAAGACUGUAUCCAUUAUGCCAGGUCUAAAAACUAUCAUCAACGCGCUGUUACACAGCUUCAAGCAACUUGCCGAAGUAAUGACGCUGACGAUUUUCUGCCUGAUGGUUUUUGCAUUGUUUGCCUUGCAAGUUUAUAUGGGUGAACUUAGGAAUAAGUGUGUGAAACAACAAGAGCCAAAUACGACGCAAAUCGACUGGAGGGAGUGGACUUGGAACUCAUCCAACUGGGCGUUCAACGAGGACGAGGAGCCGAUCAUCUGCGGCAACGUAACCGGCGCCAGGCAUUGCAACGAAAGCUACACUUGUCUCUGCGUUGGCCCUAAUCCAAACCACGGUUACACCAACUUCGAUAAUUUCCUGUGGUCGAUGCUCACGACCUUUCAACUGAUUACCUUAGAUUACUGGGAGGAUGUUUACAACAAGGUGUUAUCGGCAUGCGGACCUAUUAGUGUCACAUUCUUCACAGUCGUCGUUUUCUUUGGAUCAUUUUAUUUAUUAAAUUUGAUGCUGGCUGUCGUGGCGUUGAGUUACGAAGAAGAAGCCGAGAUUACAAACGAGGAACGAAGGAAAGACUUGACGGAUCAUCGCGAAGAUUCAACGUUUAGUUUCGAUCCGUCGAAAAUCAAUAUUAAGACACUGACGAAAAAUAAACAAAAAAGAAUUGAUGCCCGUAAAGGAGUUUUGCUCAGCAGUUAUACAAGGAAAAAGACGCGUAGAAGAAAGCGCGGGAGGAGCAGCAUCGGCCAGGAGAAAAACGGUGGUGCACGCAGCAGGUCUAUGACGCCCAGUCCAAGUCCAAGUCCCAGGCACUCUAGUGUACGACCUUCCCACUUGCCGCUUCAGAACAUUAGCCCCAGACCGUUGGAACCCAAUACGGUUCACCGGUUAGCGCCAAAUCGGGGUAUGUUACAUUCCAGACAAGCCAGCAACAAUAGCAAUCAGCAGUCAUCUUUGGAUGACUCCGGGGUGGUAGACGAUCAUGACGGCGACGAUGUCACGUCCGCUGAGGAGCAUGACAAGCGCGAGUUGCGGGAGCAUCGUGUAGAGAAGUCACAGGAGAAAUCCCCAAAGGAACACGGUAGAAUCCAACCGAUUCAACAAAUGCGCCCGGAUUGCCCACCGGCACCGGUCACCGUGUCGGUGAGGACCGGCAAUCGAGAGAUUCGAGUGCUCAAAUGCAACGGGGUUAAAACCAAGAAACAUAUGUACGCGCUGCCGCCAGAGUACCUGUCGCACAUUGUAGUUUUAGACGAUCUUCCAGAUAGAAAUUGCGAUAAGUGUAUUCAAUGCUGCGUUGAUUACGAAGGAUGGCUAAGAUUUCAGAAUUGUCUGUAUAAGGUGGUGAGAGAUCCCCUGUUCGAGUUAAUGAUCACCCUUUGUAUCGUCUUGAACACCGGCUUCCUGGCAAUGGAGCAUCACGGCAUGAGCGAGUCGAUACGGCAGGCGCUCAACAUCGGCAACAAGGUGUUCACCAGUAUCUUCACAUUCGAAUGCUUCCUGAAGCUCUUGGCGUUGAGCAAGGAUUUCUUCAACAAUGGCUGGAACAACUUCGACUUGAUUAUCGUUUCUGCGUCGCUUAUCGAUUUAACAUUCGAAUUGGUAGAUGGCUUGUCGGUGAUACGCGGUCUCAGACUGUUACGUGUUUUAAAGCUCGCGCAAUCCUGGACGACCAUGAAGGUCCUCCUCAGCAUUAUCAUUUCGACAAUAGGCGCGCUCGGUAAUUUGACUUUCGUGUUGGUAAUUGUGAUUUAUAUAUUCGCUGUGAUCGGCAUGCAGCUGUUUAGCAAAGACUACACCUUGGACAAGUUCUAUCCGGAUCCGGUGCCGCGAUGGAAUUUCAACGAUUUCUUUCAUUCGUUCAUGAUGAUAUUCCGCAUUCUGUGCGGUGAGUGGAUCGAGCCAUUAUGGGACUGCAUGCGUGCGGAAAGAGACGAUGGGCCGGGUACGUGUUUCGCAAUUUUCCUGCCGGCUCUAGUGAUGGGCAACUUUAUGGUUCUCAAUCUCUUCUUGGCGUUGUUGCUCAACAGCUUCAAUUCCGAAGAGUUAAAACAGAAAAAGGAGGAAGUCGGCGAGGAAUCGAAGCUCGCGCGUUCGUUCGAUCGCAUACGGUCGAUCGUGCGUAAGCAGAAGCAUCGAAAGGAGAAUUCGGAGAACGAGAAGAAUAUCCGGCUAGAGCAGAUCGUGCGCGAGGUGAUGGACAAGUCUGAUAAGGAGAAGUACGCGAUCCAAGAGACCGUGCUGAGCCUUCCCAAAGACAAUAUUUAUAAUAGAUCGUAUCAAGAGAGUCUCAAUCAGCCGGUCUUCACUUACGAUCCGAUCUAUCGUCAGGCCACUCUCACCACUUACAGUCAGAGCAAUCAGGAAACAGUCAAGGAGAAUAAAAAGCUGACCGAAAAGGGCAACAGCAACGAGACCAAUCCCGAGGAGAGUAUAGAGUUAGAGGUGCUCAAGGAUGUCAACCCGGACGAGGAAGUAGCUAUGCUGCCAGAGGAAAAGCUGGCCAUUCGAAAUGAUGAAAAUAUAGGAAAACGUCCUUGGCACGCUCUCGUGAGUUACGUGGACGAGCUUACGGUCGGAGGCAGAAGAGAUAGUAAAGGAAGGUACAUCGACGGAAUGGGCUCGUUUCCCGGGUUCGGUAGGAAUAAGAAGAAUAAAGAGCCGCUUGAUUGCUUUCCCCAGCAUUUCUACCAGAAGUGCAGCUGUAUCAAUCGUUGCCUCGCCACGGAUCUCGGCAAAAAAUGGAUAAGAAUCCGUACGGUCGUUCUAUCGGUCGUGGAUACGCCAGCUUUCGAAUGGAUGAUCCUAGUUUUAAUUUUCGCAUCUUCCAUAACGCUGUGCUUCGAGGACAUCUACUUAGACGACAAUCCUUUUUUGAAAAAGAUUCUCUAUUGGACCAACCUUGGCUUUUGCGCACUUUUUAGCGUUGAAAUGCUCCUAAAAUGGCUAGCUUUAGGCUUCUGUAAAUACUUCACCAGUUUCUGGACAAUCCUGGAUUUUAUAAUCGUUUUCGUAUCCAUGUUUAGCCUUUUAAUAGAAGAAAAUGAAAACCUUAAAGUGUUACGAUCACUGAGGACACUACGCGCCCUGAGGCCGCUAAGGGCGAUUUCAAGAUGGCAAGGCAUGAGGAUCGUAGUGAACGCGUUGAUGUAUGCGAUACCUAGUAUAUUCAACGUGCUCCUCGUCUGUCUCGUGUUCUGGCUUAUUUUUUCGAUAAUGGGCGUCCAAUUUUUCGGCGGCAAAUUCUUCAAGUGCGUUGACGAGUACGGAGAAAUGUUGGAUAUUUCGAUAGUAAACACCAAAGAGGAAUGUUUCAGCAAGAAUUACUCCUGGCAGAAUAGUAAGAUUACUUUCGAUCAUGUUGGCAUCGCUUACUUAGCUUUGUUUCAAGUGGCCACCUUCGAGGGUUGGAUGGAGGUAAUGGAGGACGCUGUAGAUGCGAGAGGAGUAGAUCUGCAACCGCAAAGAGAGGCGAAUCUGUACGCCUAUCUCUACUUCGUCAUAUUCAUCGUAUGUGGUUCAUUCUUCACGCUCAAUCUUUUUAUUGGAGUGAUCAUAGACAAUUUCAACAUGCUGAAGAAAAAGUAUGAAGGUGGGGUGUUAGAAAUGUUUUUGACGGAAAGUCAAAAACACUACUACACUGCCAUGAAAAAACUCGGCCGUAAAAAGCCACAAAAAGUUAUAAAACGUCCGAUGAACCAAUUCCUCGCAAUGUUCUACGACCUGUCCAAUUCUCGCAGCAAUUAACAGCGCACAAAUAAAGGAAGACCGACGAAAGAAUAUACGUACCGUAAUUUUACACAACUAUGGUCCUGUGCUACAACUGUAAUUCAAACAUCCGCAUGCACAAAAACAUAUUCAUAUUUUCGUGUGCGCGGAUAUUUAGAUCAUACCUGUGGUAUAGGACUAUAGUUGCUUGAAAUUACGGUAAUGUCUAACAUCACAGUAGCCUUCUACAUUGGAAGCGAUCUAUAAAGCUACUAUUAUCUUCAACUUACUAUUUAUCUACGAUAAGAAGACAACUUUAGAUCGCAAAAAAUAAGCUUCCAGAAAAGGCAAAACCUCGGAAAAUAAAUGCUAUGACUCUACAAUCCGUUUCUCAGAGUAAUGGAAAAUCGAUACUCAAAGGACAUUAACGCUCGCCGUCUCUAAAUUGUAGAUACACAAUGUCGGUGUGCAGUGUACAUAAUAAACGAGAUAAGCUGCAAGCAGGGAGCUUACGUAAACGUCGUAACUUCAUAAUUCUGCACACAGGGAUUAGAUACUCCUUCUCGUAAAAUCCAUGCAAAUAUUUGAAAUAGCUAUCUUCGUUUUGAUAUUUCUCAACAUGCUGACGAUGGGGAUCGAGCAUUACAAUCAGC